Messenger RNA from Schistosoma spindalis, 1263 nucleotides. Lineage: Eukaryota; Metazoa; Platyhelminthes; Trematoda; Strigeidida; Schistosomatidae. The record is from the annotation of a GenBank genome assembly.
CAAAGGUAUUAGAUGUUAGAAGAGAAACAACUACGAAUAAAACUCUUACUAUAAGGCAGUCGCAUACGUUCCACCUCGACAGGUAAAGCGAUCUUAAUGAUUGUAGUUCUGAUCUCGCGGGUUUAUUGUUUUAUUCCGUCCUGAAAAGAGGCGCAGUUUGAUCCUCGAGAACAUGGCGGAGUAUUUAGCAUCGAUAUUUGGUACGGAAAAGGAUAAAGUAAACUGCUCAUUCUACUUCAAAAUCGGUGCAUGCCGACAUGGAGAGCAAUGUUCAAGACUUCAUAACAAACCGUCUUUCGGUCAGACUAUUUUGCUACAAAACCUGUAUAUAGCUCCUCAAAAUACAGCGCAGAGUGCUGAUGGGUCCCACAUCAACCUUACGGAAGUUCAAGCUCAGCAAAUCUUCGACGAGUUUUUCGAGGAGGUCUUUGUUGAAUGUGAGGAGAAGUAUGGGGAAAUAGAGGAAAUGAAUGUGUGUGAUAAUCUUGGUGAUCAUCUAGUUGGAAACGUUUAUAUAAAAUUCAGGCGUGAAGAAGAUGCUGAAAAAGCUGUUCAGGAUUUAAAUGAACGCUGGUUUGGUGGAAGACCAGUUCAUGCCGAGCUUUCUCCUGUCACAGAUUUUCGUGAAGCAUGUUGUCGUCAGUAUGAACUGGGAGAAUGUACAAGGGGUGGUUUCUGCAACUUCAUGCAUUUGAAACCCAUUUCCAGAGAACUUUGUCGUAAAUUAUACAAUCGGAGCAAGAAACGUUAUGGGAGAAGACGUCGAUCACGUUCUCAUUCACCGUCCAAGAGUCGACGUCGCCGUUCAAGAUCAGCUGGUCGUGUGUCAAGGCGUUAGGUUUUCUUCAGCGUGAUCUGGUGUAUAAUUUCUGUUUUUUGUAUAUGGUUUCACUUCUGUAAACUGUCACGAUCCACAUCAAAUGGUAGAAUGUCCAUUCCAGCUUUAUGAAGCGUUUUACGCUGUAUUAAAUAUACAUCUUAUAACUAUGCUCGUGCUGUUUAUUUUGCUGUACGUUUAUUACAGUAGCAAGACGUCUAGUUAGCCACUAAUUGGUUCUCAAUUAUUCAUGAUUGUAUUUCUUGCUCGAUAAACAGUUGGAUAAACAUGAUACUUUAGCUUCCAUUUAUCAACGUUGUAUGACUUGGAGGUGACAUAAAUACGCUUCACAUUCAUCAUAUCUGAGUUCAUUACAGUUGUCAAAAGGAAAACAAGUUAAUAUUUUUAAUGUGGUCAAGUUCAUAAAUAUUUUCUAAACCUUAUCA